UCCGAUGCUUGAGGAAUCUUCGAAACUUGCACAUCGUUGCCCGAAGCAGCACAGGUUUUACUUCUCAUGCAGUCUUAUGUGCGGGGUCAACUAGGCAACUAUUGUGUACAGGUGCCUGAAAAUCGUACUCGUAUAAUCUGGAGACGAUUUCUCUUCCCCAGGUGAACUUGACAAUUUUCAAGGUCCUUCCGCCAAUGUGAUCAGGUUUGACGUCGCAACUGUACGGCGCAAAUAUGCAUGCUACCAAAGUUCUGCUAUGCUGGCUCGGAGUGGUAACAGCAAUUGCUGCGUACGAACAGUUGUACAUGGGCGACGAACAUCAGUCAUCAUCGAACCUCACGUUAAAUUUUGAUGACCUCGAGACCAACAGCUCCGGCAUUGGCUUCGAUCCAUGGACCAGUCAAGCGCCACUGCACUACAAGGACUUGUACUUCCAAUCGUUCACUGUGGUGAACGUUGCUAAGGCCCUCAAUUCCCUUCCUGAUCCCGUUGAUAUCCUCUGCGCUGCUUCUGCACCCAACGCACUCUUCUCGUCACGCAGAGAGGGCUACGUAUGGCCUCGUUUCAGCUUGCACAACCUCACAGACGUGGAUCAACCACGCAAUCCCAAUGUCACCUUCGACAUGCGCUCCUUGACCUUCUCGCCCACGGGCAGAAUCCCGGGGACUCUCGGUGAAGUUCUCGUCCUAAUCCGAUUGACUCUGGUUAAACUGCCACCUGACCCGCCGACUGGGGUCGUUCCACCUGAAACCUCUUUCCCGGGAUUGGUCCGUGGCGCGCCUACGAACCUGCCGCCAGGCAAACACAUCUACCAGUUAUCGUUGGUCUUUGGGCCUGGAGCACACCCAAGUGUCACGCUGAACUAUGAUAUCUUCCGAAGAUCAGUUCCUGGGUUCGGCCGCAAUGUCGAUGUUAUGGAAGUGUACGCGGAGCUGUUGCGGAGAGAUGAGGAAGGCACAGCUUGGCGAUCUGAUGGGGAUUGGCAGCUGUGCUUGGAUGAUAUUGUGAUAGAUGUUGUUGAAAAGAGUCCGGCUGCCACGGAAGGGGUGGCCGAAGAGGUCGAGGGUCGGUUUGAGGGGAUGUCUGUUACCGUGACACCAGAUGGCUCACUUGAGUAUAAUCAAGCUGCGUGUGAAAGGAUAUUGAAGGAAUUACAGCAGGCGUAAAUUCAAACCGGCUGAUGACCGCGUACAUCCAUAGGCUGGCGGAAGGAUCUGCAGGACGACGUUAAGUCUAUUCUGGGUUAAAUUCCUCGGUGGGAAUGCG
Molecule: messenger RNA, 1266 nt
Organism: Exophiala viscosa
Lineage: Eukaryota; Fungi; Ascomycota; Eurotiomycetes; Chaetothyriales; Herpotrichiellaceae
Exons: 2
Coding region: 234-1166 (310 amino acids)
Source: RefSeq, a predicted model, not a curated record